AUGGAGGGACAUGGGACGGAAGUUCAGACCGGGCGCACAUCUCCUCCAUCCGGUCCCUUUGGUUACUCCUUUCUCUCUCCUAUGGACACUCCCUUUGAACAGGCACCUGCUCUUCCCCCAGGACCGUCUCUUCUUGAUGAUAAUGAAUCGAACAUGCUCGACAACUUUUUUACCACCAUGAAUGCGAAUCAUUUUACGAAUGACUUCUGGAUGCGCCAAGAACACAAACCCGGGGUCCCCAAUUUCGAAUGGUCAGCUGAGCUACCUCCAAAUUUCGAAGGAUCAACUACCUCACUUUCACAACCAACGUUUCAGCAACAUGGGCUAGGAAAAUCAGCAGGGGGGCUGAUGGUAGGAAAUCCCGCAGGCUCGGAUAUCUUUGCCGCAGCGUCUAUGCUCUACCAGAGUGGUCUCAACGGGUCAGAGUUGGGUUCCUCGUUGGCACAACAAGCCUUUGCGGGCCAUAUACUUCCUCAAAAUGGGGCGCAACCUCGAAAUCACUCACAUACUGGAAUACCUAUUCAUGAUUCAGCAUCGUCUGCAUCCCGAGCUGACGUUCCAACUGGAUAUCAUACCUCAGAGAUGUUCUUUGACGUCCGCGACCCUAUUCCUGCAGAUCAGCAUCCAUCAAGAAAAGUCCGAAGUCUACGUUGGGGCUCAGAUGCUAGUUUCAUGGAUCAAGGGUAUCUUCGUCCACCCGAUCAGCCCGAUGAAGAGCAGCGCACAAAUGAUUUACUUGAUCACCUCGGAUGCUUUGAAACGCAAAAUAGUGCAGCCAAUACACGGCCACCCAGCCCUGAACGGAUGAUAGGAGCACCCCCUUCCCGGCCUUCCUUCCACGGUGCUGCUGUGCCAGAGGAGAGUUCACAACCUCGAAAAAGGUCAAGGGUUGUCAAGGAGGAGGAAGAUUACUCCGAUGAAGACGAUGGGAGACCCUCAUCGAGAAAAUCCAGAGGAUCAAUCAGCAAAGCCCGAAGGGUAUCAACGGAUAUGUCUAGAAAAGCCCGGCUGCAACAAGGGCCCAAGGCCGCACGAGAGAAUCUCACCGAAGAGCAAAAGAGAACCAACCACAUCUUGUCCGAGCAAAAGCGCCGAAAUCUCAUUCGCCAAGGCUUCGAAGAUCUUUGCAUCUUAGUCCCUGGUCUAAGAGGCGGUGGAUUCAGCAAAAGCGCCAUGCUUACCGGAGCUGCCGACUGGCUGGAAGACCUUCUCCGAGGCAAUGAGAUACUUCAAGGGCAACUACAUGAUUUGAAGAGCAUUAAUGGUUUGGUUAUGCCGCGAUGA
Messenger RNA from Penicillium soppii, 1284 nucleotides. RefSeq names its product basic helix-loop-helix domain-containing protein. The record is from RefSeq and is a predicted model, not a curated record. NCBI's taxonomy places the organism in Eukaryota, Fungi, Ascomycota, Eurotiomycetes, Eurotiales, Aspergillaceae. The transcript has 2 exons. Gene Ontology annotation, molecular function: protein dimerization activity; RNA polymerase II cis-regulatory region sequence-specific DNA binding; DNA-binding transcription factor activity, RNA polymerase II-specific. Gene Ontology annotation, biological process: regulation of transcription by RNA polymerase II. The coding region runs from base 1 to 1284 and encodes 427 amino acids.